AUGGCAAUGUAUGUCGGACCUGAGGACUGCUGUGGGUCUGGUAGUCCGUGUGUUGUAGAAAGGGUUUUCAAAGGAUCAGAUGGGGUUGAAGUUCAGAAAAGGCAAGUUUGGGUAAGGACUGGUAACCGAAACACCGUUUGCAAAACAAAAGAUCUCACUGAUCUAUACCAAUGGUUUUCAGGACAGUUUCCUAAACAGUCUGUCAAAGAAGGAACAAAACUUGAGAACAUGCAGUCAGUGCGAAAUGCCGGGACAAACACACAACCUUCAAUUAUAAGCAAGACGAAAUAUGCUGAUGAGAGUUCAAGUUCCGAUGAAGAACCACUUUGUUCUUCCGGAGAUUCUUUUAGCUUCUUUUGGGAUGCUGUUAAGGGUUUCAAAAAAGGUCAUUUCAUUCUGCUUGCAGGAAAUAUUCAGUGUGAAAAAAAGCAUUUGGAAGCAUUGUCAAAGGCACCAUGGAUAUGUGUUUAUGACUUUGAUAUAUUUAGCUACUCUGACGGCUUACUAAAUGCUCUAAUGGACUCUUUAACAGUUGAACGCCACUUAUCUAUAAGUUGUUGGAAUGACACUGCGGAAAAUAUAUCUGAGAGGGGAACACGAUGGUGUUUUAUGAGAGGAAGGCGAGAAAUGAGUGAUUCGCGAACAGACUUGAAGAAUGACGAGAUUGAAGAGGUAAACUCUUGGUUUAAGACCGUCAAGAAACGACUGCAGAAUUACUGUGAAAAGGUUGUCAAUUUUGCUGAGGAUUACACGGUUCCAACUAUUGUAUUUAUUUGGCCGGAAGAGGAAAGACUUGUGCCUUUUAUGGUAAAAUUUUUGCUCUGCCUGGAUGAUACCUUAACGAGCACACCAAAUAUCGUCCUGUGUAUGAAUAGACAACCUGUAACCAAAAUUGGGCGUCAUAAAUACGAACUUCUUUGUGAAGAUUUUUCAAACAACAUAAGUUUAUGCAAUUUGCGGUACGAACAGAUGUGCAUCGGAAUAAGAAAUCUUUCUGCUGUAAGAACAACUGAUGGCCUGUGCUAUGACCUUCCUAAAAAUGAGCGUUUUGAAUUACCAACCAUAACAGAAACAGAUGCAACUUGGCUUAAAGAAGAUUUUGAAGUUCUUUUCCUGAACAAUCCAUACGACACUGCAAACAUAUCCAAGGAGGAAAUCCAAGAAGAAGUGAAUAAUUUUUUUAAAGGGGGGACAUUACCAUGGUAUGCAUGGUACAAUAGAGAGGCAGAAAGCUCGGUCAUCGAUCGCGACAUUCAAAAAAAUUUGGGGGAAAAAAUCAGCAAACUUUUAGACGAAUAUAGAACCAGCAUAAUUACUCUUUUUCAUGCUCCUGGUUCAGGUGGAACAACACUGGCGCAGAAAACAUUGUGGCAUUUUCACAGAAAAGUACCUUGCGUUCAUCUCAAACUGCGUACUGUUUCCCUUCUAGAUGAACUAGAUAGGAAAGUCUCCUUUCUUCACGAUCGAACAGAUCUGCCCGUACUCCUUUUGGUUGACGGAGAAGAAGAGUCUAAAGUUCGGAGACUUUCAAGACGUUUGAAGUAUACUGUUAUCUUGUACAUAAAACGUUAUCCGUACAAAAUCCCAGUUUCAAACAUAGCAUACGAUCGUGUAUACCUUUCGGGUAAGGUAUCAUCAACUGAAUCACUCGGGUUAGAAACAAAACUUGGUGACAUGUGUGGUGAUAGUGGUAAAAAAAGGAGGUUGCACAUAUUAACAGAUGAUAUAAAGAAUGGGAAAUCAAAUCACUGUAUGUAUGAAUAUGGGAUGACAGUAUAUCUACAUGAAUUUAAGGGAAUCGUGUCUUACGUAGAAGGAUAUCUUGAGCUGUAUAACAAUCCAGGCAAGGAGUUGACAGCAAGCCAGAAAUGUUUAGGAUAUCUUGCUCUUGUUUACUACUAUGGACAAACAUGUGUCCCAUGUCAGUUCUUUUCAGCUCUUUUCAAUAAAGCGCCCAAUUUCAAUAUGACAUUGGAAGAUUUUCCAGCGCCGAUACAAGAGUUUGUCGUGUACGAUAAGAAUGAGGGAAAGAGAAACAACAUUCGGAUAUGCCAUUAUAUUGUUGCCAAAGAAAUUCUAGAGCAGAUAUUAUCGAGACAUAUAUCUGUUACGCCUGAUAGAACAGAUACACUAGGAAUGAUUGCAUGUAGAAAUCUGUCAAAAUUUUGUAUGGAUUUCAUUGAAUAUGCUAGUAGUAAGAAAACAAAGGUCAGUGCACUUUCUACAACAAUCAGGUUCAUCUUGACGAAAACAUUCAUUUUUCGAGACGAAAAAGACAUGGGUGAUAACGAAGAACAGGUUCGCAAGCGACCAGUGUUGUCAAAACUGAUGAUAGAUAUUCCUGGCGGAAAACCCCUUUUUACUGAAAGGCUUAAGGUUUUAAAGAAACUGACUGAGUCAUUCCCAGAUGAUCCUAACUAUUUUGCUCAUCUUGGUCGAUUCCAUGCUUUCUGUAGACCAGACGAAGACAACGAGGCAGAAAAAUGCUUUAGAAAAGCUAUAAAAAUAUGUGAGGAUCAAGUUAAAGGCAAACGAGAAGAUGAAAUAGACGAAGGAAUGAAAUUAACAAUGAUGCACAUAUACCACAUGUAUGGUAUUGUCAAACAGAGAUAUAUAUCAAAAUACACUGGCCGAUCUUAUAAUGAAAAGGUAGUUGCUUUUAACGAGGCGUUCAUCUUUCGUGAAAGAAUUGAAGAACUUAUACCUGUCGCUGAAAUAGCUUGUGAAUAUUUCAAAAAGUCUCGGGAUAUAACACCUGAUAACCAUGAUGUGUACACAUACGCAUACACAGGUGAAAUACAGCUUCGAUUACAAAUCUGUGACUUUGUUAAUCGCCAUUUUAGAAAUGAAAAUGCUGCAAAUCAGAUUUUAGAAUUUUUACACUCUAAAUCAGAUCAUCGAGGAAAGUUGUUUGUUAAGCGAAGCAUAUCUGUUAUAGAGAAUUUAAUUCUCGAGUGCUACAUGGAUAUUGAUCUAAGGGAUAGUGAUAUGAGGACUUUGCGCCAUUAUGUGAUUUGGUACAACACACUUUUCAGAAAGCAGGUUAUUCCGCUGAUAGAAAGUUCUGAAGAUAAUGUUAGUAUGAGAAGAUUAAAGAUUGCUGCAAAAAAACUUAAGUAUGGUAAAUCUUGUACUCUUAGUGGCGUUGAAACUAUAGAUGACGAAACGGAAGUAGAAGAAAUUGUCUCAUUAUAUGAAGCAAACUUCAAUGACAUACAAGAGUAUGGUUUCCAAGACGGUGAUGGAAAAAAAGAGCUAGAGAGAGACUACAGAGACUGGAUUUAUGCUGUAAGACAUGAGAAAUUCAAAAAAGAUUAUUCUCUUGAAGAGGUUCUAAGUCACGUUCAGGUUUGGAAUGAAAAAGUAAGGUCUCCUAUUUCGACCUUUUACCUCUUUAUCUUGAAAAGUCUUUUAGGCUUUGGUACCGAGUAUUUAACAGGCAAGACUGAAUGUUUGAUAGAAGCUUUGGAUUGUAAAGAACAGCUUAUAAAGAUGAAUCAUUUAGUUAUUCGUCCCAAGUAUCCAAGGGAAUGGCUAGGUAACGAAGGGAAUGGUAUUAAACGUCUUAAAUCAGGUAACCGUCACGUUGGGAUAAGUUCAGAAGAUAGAGAUUUUGCCAGCAAUAGAAUAGAUCUCGCUUUUUGUAAAGGAACCAUUUGCCGACCAAACACCAACAAAGUUAACGGAAUGAUAGCACUCGAUCUUGGCGUUAACACCGCAGAAGUCCGUGUUUACUUCAUUCCAAAGAUUGUAAGGCUAGAAGGUAGUCGUUUUGCCGAACAAAGAGUUGAGUUCAAUCUGGCGUUUUCAGUUCAACAUGGUUUUGAGGCUUACAAUGUGAAACUGUUAAAGCGUCAUGGUUGUCCUCAUUGUUCUAGGAAAGUUGAGUUUACUAGCAUGGAAUCCUAUCUUAGAUGUAAAUGUGGCAGGGAUUUAUACAAGGACGCAUUAAAUGAACUAAAGUAGAAAUGAAAAGUUGCUAUACGGUGGACAUCCUCAGCUUCAGCCCCUAACUAUAAUUUUUUUGACAUUAAUAUUUCAUAGGCAAGAAAAUGGAGUAAGAAGUAAUUUAUAUUUCAGCAAACGCAUACUAUCGGCUAGAAACAUAGCUUUUGUUUUUGUCUCUAACAAUAUUGGCACUUGUAGAAAUAACUUUUCAUUUCCGAAUAUUCACCCUUUCUUAAAGAUUUUGAUUUACUAACAAAUACGUCAUGAAAUAACGAAAAUAAUAUAAUGUUCUCCUGUAACAAUUUGUCAAAUGUAUUGAAACAUUUUUGAUA
This is a messenger RNA of Ruditapes philippinarum (Manila clam), 4280 nucleotides long. RefSeq lists its product as uncharacterized. Lineage: Eukaryota; Metazoa; Mollusca; Bivalvia; Venerida; Veneridae. Bases 1 to 3966 code for a protein of 1321 amino acids. Gene Ontology annotation, cellular component: cytoplasm. The record is from RefSeq and is a predicted model, not a curated record. The transcript has 2 exons.